CAUCAUUGUGGAGAGGCGACAGAGAUAGCAGGGUACGAACAGCGGAGAGCCUAAACCCUCCGGACUCUGUCGGUUCUUACAGAGGACAGGAGGCUUCAUUUUGAAUCUAUUAAUGACCGCAGGGAGACCUCAGUCAAAACGUCGCUUCAGAUUUGGAGAUGGGACAAACACAUUUGCUGUUGGCAGGUCAUCGCCAUGAAACCAGCUUCAUGUUACCAAUGCAUCGCGUUCGUUACCCUGCAGCCUGCAGCACGGACUGUUCAAGUUAAACGGGUUCUUCAGCGGAUCUGCUCUGAUUGACAGUCCUGAUAUUUCCAUCUGGACCUGGUGGUAUGAGAGGCUCCAGGAGACGGUGAUGGAGCUCCAGGAGUUGGGCUGGCUGUGUCUGGUAGGUCUCUUCCUAACCUCCCUACUCAUUGUGCUGGGAUGGCUGCUCCAGUACUUGCUGACCGUGCUGCGUCUGUGGGGAUCCAGGAAGACAGCCAAGCAGGACAGGAGAGAUAUAGCCUGGCAGCAGCUCUCCAUCACACAGCCCCAGCAGAGCCUGGCUGGAGGAGCGUGGGGCUUCCUGCUGAAGCUCCGCUCGGGCCGGGGUGCAGGGGCUUCAUCUGAGGCAGGGGUGAAAGGCCUGUUGACCUCUCUGUUCUCCUUCAAGUCCUUCAGAGAGCACUGGCAGAGGACCUGGGUCAAAGCUCUGAAUGAGCAAGCAUGCAGGCAUGGGAGCUCCAUCCAGAUCACUUUUGACAGCAGCCUCCAGUUAUCGGCUAACUCUGCAAUAGAGAGUGUGACCUGCACUGACCAAUCGGCAAACCGCAUGGUUUUAAACUGUAAAUGUUGGGUGGACACAGUGACGCUCCCUGUGACCGUCACCCUGCAGUCACAUGCUGCCGUUUCCAUGGACACCUACCAGAUCACUAUAGCACCUAUGGUGGCACAGGUGGUGGUGUGUCUGGAGGAGGUGGAGGACGAAGGUCUGCUGAUGUCUUGGACUCUUUCCAAGCAGCCGACAUUUUCUCUGAGCGUGUCUCCAUGCAGGCUGCAGAGACAGGGCACGGAGGGCCGGGCGGACCUGGACACGAUUAAAGGACUGAUCGAGGACACGCUGUUCAGCGCUCAGCCUGCCAUGGUUCUCAACCUGAAAGCCUGUGUGUCCAGUCCUUCGGCCCCCAUGGACCAUCCAUCAGUGGGAUUGAACUCUGUACCCCAGAGUGUCGUAGUGAGACGGCUCUUGCUCCGGCAGCUCACGGCGACCUUAAGUAAAGGUCAGUGGUCCAGAUCAGGGGAGCUAUGCUGUGUCCUGAGCCUGGACCCCCCGUCCACAGAGAGGACCACCCGCUUCCUGUCCGCACCCGGAAACUCCAACGCCCCGCUGGAGUGGAGUGAAGAAAUCGCUCUGGAGGUGGGUCUGGAGACCAAAGAGCUGAGAGUCAGACUCCUGGAGCGGAACGGCAAAAGGGAACAGUUCCUGCCCGGCCACGCCUCCAUCCCUCUGGACCUCCGGUGUAAAGCUCCCACCGGACAACACACGCUGUCCAUCAGCCCCGGACAUGGCUUGGCUCCACACGCCACCAUCACAGCAGAGCUGGUUUAUGUGGAAACAGAAGAGCCACGCAGCCCCCACAAUGCUUUGCCACUUGGUUCCUCCCUCACCCCGAGUAAGAAAGUCGACGUGGACCGAACCAUCAUGCCGGAUGGAACCAUCGUAACCACGGUCACCACCAUCCAGUCGCGACUCAAACUGGACCGCAGUCCAGGUGAAUCCCCUUUGCGCUCGCCGUCUAAGGUGGAGGUGACGGAGAAGAAAGCCACCAUCCUGACAGACGGCAGCCCCAGCCCCAACCUCAGCAAGAGCAGCCGCCUGUCUAAUGGCCUGGAUCCUGUUGCAGAGACGGCCAUCCGGCAGCUGACAGAGUCCGCCGGCAAAGUAGCACGGAAGACGCCAACGAGGAGGAGCACGCUGAUCAUCUCAGGCGUGUCAAAGGUUCCCCUCUCAGAAGAUGACUCAGCGUUAUCGAGCGGCUACGCUGCAGCCAUGGACGCAGCGAUGCAUGGCAACCAUUACGGGGCGGGGCAAAACCAGGAGACCGAUGAGACCACACCUUCUGAUGUGUCGGAGCGCCCCUCUGUGGACGAUGUGGAGUCGGAUACUGGUUCGGCUGGGGCCUUGGAGACCUGCAGCCUCAAGGACCAUAAAGUGGGCUUUCUCCAAAGUGGGACGAAGCUGUUGUUCCGCAGAAGACAUCGGGAGAAGGAGUCCAGCCUCAGCCAAUCCCACGAAGACAUCUCCAACAUGGGCAAUAACUUUGCUGCCGCUGCAACUAUCAACCGGAAAAAGUCUGGCAGCUUCUCUCGGCGUCUGAUAAAACGCUUCUCUUUCCGCUCAUCGGGCAAAUCAAAAGGCAAAGAUACCAAUGGAGGGGCGAGCUCACUGGAUAACUGAUCAUCAACCUGUUUUUGGACGGACUGAACACCCCUGGUGGGUCGGCACCUGGACGUCUUGAAAGGAGGAUACCUCUGGGAGGACUUUCCUGUGGAGAUAAAUGAUUGCACCUUCGGGACAGAAGGCAUGGUUAUUCACACCACUGAGGUUUAAAUGUGAUUCUUUUUCUUUUGAGGAGAAAUCUGCUGCUUGAUGAGGAGAAGUCACGAUGAAAUGUGAGUGUUUGAUUGUGACCAAUGCUGAAAAUGCUCUAAGCUAUUUAUUGAUAUAAAAAAAAGCCAGUAUGAUGCAUUUGAUUGCACUUGAGACCGUUUUUUCUAUCAGCACGUGUACAAUUCCCUGGAUGUAUAACAGUCAUUCAUUAUGUGGUUCUCGUGAAACAAGUGCUAUUUAUUUUACCCCCCAAAAAAUGAAAAGUCAUCGUAGUUUCUUCACACUGUAAAAUAAAGCCAUUUCUGUGUUGAUUUAAGCCCAUAGUUUCAGUAAAAUAAAAAUAAAUCGGUCAUAAUCUAGUAAGUCAAUUCUUAAUUGCUUUCACAUUGGUUUUAAAAGGUUGUUCAAUGUUGUAUCUGAUAAGAAAAUAUCCUUUUAUUGUACUUUUCUUUUAUAAAGGUACUUUCUGUGGAACAUAAAACAUAUAAUGCUUUUCCGUUUGCUUGUGAAACUUCAACUAGCAAGGUUCUCGAGCAGACUCAAGCAGGGCAAUAAGUUUGAUAUAAAUUCUGUCAGUAAAUAAUAUAUGUUCAGGUAUUUCUCUCCUUGCGGCUACUCUUAACUCCGAUUAAGUAAAAUAUACGAGUAUAUCAUAGUGAAUUCAGUUGAUGUGGACAUUUCAUUAUAGCAAUAAUGGUCAAUAAUUUGCAGUAAGACUGCAUACUGUAUAUUGUGCAAAAUUCCUCACAUAGGUUAAGUAAUCAUAGCAACACAUUCUGUAUUAUAUAUUCAGGAGCAUUAUCGGAGUGAUUCAUUUUAAAUAAAGGUCAGUCUCAAAUGAGUGAAAAACACGCAACAGACUUUAGACUAAGAAAAGGUCUUUGGAAAGGUUUUAAAAAGAUGGAUGUGAUUUCACGACAAGCGGAUAGGUAGAGAGGACAUACUCAGGGCUAGAAGACUUCUAGCAACUAGACAUUAGUAAACCUACACCUAAAGGAAAACAUAACCCCAACCAGCAUGUAAAAAUGUACAUGUUUUUUUGGCCAUAUAUUUUUCUGAUAACAAUUCAACUGACUGCAUUAAUUUUGGGACUUCAGAGCAACCAAAUCAGGGUUAUUUGCACUAAUAAAAUAAUAGAUAUGAAAAGGGGAUCACAUAGGUGAAGCUACUGCUGUCAAACUGAUCGUGUACUUUACAAAACAACAAUUCAAGACACUGAAUAAACGAACAAAGCAAUUUUAUUGUCUGAAGGCACAUUAUAUAAAUAUGGCUGGAAUGUUUAACAUGAAGCAGCUGCAAAAUCUAAGAUAUGUAUGAUUUCUGAUGUUAUAUUUGAAAUGUUUAAUUUAUUGCAAAUAAAUUAUUUUUGAAGCUUCA
Molecule: messenger RNA, 3970 nt
Organism: Notothenia coriiceps (black rockcod)
Lineage: Eukaryota; Metazoa; Chordata; Actinopteri; Perciformes; Nototheniidae
Gene: c2cd2l
Product: c2cd2 like
Exons: 15
Coding region: 356-2440 (694 amino acids)
Biological process (GO): positive regulation of insulin secretion involved in cellular response to glucose stimulus
Cellular component (GO): cytoplasmic side of apical plasma membrane
Molecular function (GO): phosphatidylinositol binding; phosphatidylinositol transfer activity
Source: RefSeq, a predicted model, not a curated record